Molecule: messenger RNA, 1266 nt
Organism: Pseudomassariella vexata
Lineage: Eukaryota; Fungi; Ascomycota; Sordariomycetes; Amphisphaeriales; Pseudomassariaceae
Exons: 2
Coding region: 360-1127 (255 amino acids)
Source: RefSeq, a predicted model, not a curated record
GAAUCAGCCAUCAUUCGGGACGGGGUGUCCGGUGACGGGGCUGCGAAAGGGGAGUCGGCGGCGCGCCGGGCGUUGAGAGAGACUACUACGGAGGUGGGGACGGAGUAAGGGGUUGCGGUGAAGGCAGAGAAUGUUGCUAUCAUUGGAGGUGGCCUUGCCGUAAGUCCUGUCAACUUUCCCUCGAAACACAGAGUGACUGACGAAAUCAUAGGGCAUGACAAUGACCCUCUCACUCCAUGACCUAUCCAUCCCUUGCACAGCUUAAAAAGGGCGGAGCACACACUCCGCCUCAAAAACAUCCAGUGGUGCGCUCAUGCUGUCUCCCAACACCCUGAGAAUCCUGGACCGCUUUGGAGUCCAUGCAAAGCUGCAGGAUAAAGUGUUUCGCUUUCGAAUGGGUCUACUACGAGGAUGCAGACGAACAGACAAUCGACUGUUAUCCCCUCGGCGACGAAGAUAUCUUUGGGUACAAAGCUUUCGGCUUCUACAGCCAGGAGCUCCUCGACAUUCUCUACGAUGCUUGCUUCGAACGGAAAAUUCCCGUUCACUUGAAUAAGAAGCUCACCAAGGUUGUCGAUGAGACAGAUAGCAAGUUGAGAAACUACGUCUCUCCAGAUGCCCAGAAGAAAUUCAUGGGUAUGGCGGCUCUGAUCUGGGAGAUGCCGACCAAACAACUUCGAAUACCUGAGGACAAAGAUGAAAAGUUUAUGGUCAGCGUCAUCACUUCAAAAAUGAUAUUUCUCCUGGCUCCUCAGAAGCCUGAUGGUUCGGCCAUUCUGUCUGGGACACUGUUCAAUAUUGAGGAACAUGGCAGGGAGGGAUGGAUGGAUGGAUGGGAUAAGCUCUUGACCGACAAGAAAGGACUGAUGGAGCGGGUUAGACAGAAUAUGGAUAUCUGGCCCGAUAUAGUCAAGUCCGAGGAAUACCGCCGCGUGGUCGGAUCCCGUCGACGAAUGGACAAGUGUUUGAAGACGCCAUAUCGCUGGCUUUGCUGCUUCCACGUUUCGAGAGAACGGAAGACUGAAGUGGAAAGACGAAUCGACGUUCUGGCAGAGAAUCCGCCAAAACCGCAUCGACGAGCUGCUUGUGCUGUCGAAACAGCUAAACUACACACGUUUGCCUCUUGAGAAGCCGAAGUUGCUUAGCAAGGAUGACUUGUGGACUGAUGAAUCGACGGAGAACCCCAAUCAGAUGGCUCGGAUGUAUGUUCCGGAAAUUAAGAAAAACGCGAAGGCCUGGCGGAUGAUGCUUUAAAGAAGUGAAAUU